AUGGCAACGUUGCGGCGGACGUGCAAUCCCGAUGUGCGCACUCGCUACAAUGCUUUGUCUGCGGCGCUUCGCGACCUGCCGGAUCUCCCGGCAUUGCAAAUAUGUUAUCUCGCCAUUGCUGCGGUCGCACCUGAAGCAGGCGAUCUUUUGCUGAAGCGCGUGACAGACCGGGAAGAAUUGCAGAGAGUGGCGCAGAGCACACCUGCCGAGCGAGGUUGGGUCUUCACGCAAUUGGCCCUCUUGCGCAUGUCCUUUCGUCCUAAUGAUGCUGAUCCUGCCCCGCCUGCAGCAUUGAAGGGACAUCAAGGGCUUCUGCUGGAGGCGUUUGCAGCCGUGACACGACUCUUGGAGGCCCUGGAAGUCACGGUGCCGCUGCCGUGGCCGCGCAAUCCGGAUGUGGGCACUCUCUGCGACGCUUUGUCUCUGGCGCUUCGCGACCUGCCGGAUCUCCCGGCAUUGCAAAUAUGUAAUCUCGCCAUUGCUGCGGUCGCACCUGAAGCAGGAGAUCUUCUGCUGAAGCGCGUGACAGACCCAGAAGAAUUGCGGAGAGUGGUGGAGAGCACACCUGCCGAUCGAGGUUGGGUCUUCACGCAAUUGAACCUCUUGCGCAUGUCCUUUCGUCCUAAUGAUGCUGAUCCUGCACCGCCUGCAGCAUUGAAGGGCCAUCAAGGGCUUCUGCUGGAGGCGUUUGCAGCUGUGACACGGCUCUUGGAGGCCCUCGAUGUCACGGUGCCGCAGCGCGAGAUUAUCGAAUUGCGUGACCCAUCAGAUGAGGAACAACAGUCCGCGAGACUACGCUUAAUUCGGCGGUUGCCGGACAUCCAGGCACGGCGGGAGCGGUCGACGCUGUCUUGCGAAAGCCGCAUUCCGCCAGUGGAGUUCUGUUUCACGUUCGACGAUCGAUCGCAUCACAGUCGUGUAGAAGGUCGAGACAUGUGGCAUGCGAUAAACCCGGACAUCCAGGCACGGCGGGAGCGGUCGACGCUGUCUUGCGAAAGCUGCAUUCCGCCAGUGGAGUUCUGUUUCACGUUCGACGAUCGAUCGCAUCACAGUCGUGUAGAAGGUCGAGACAUGUGGCAUGCGAUAAAACCGGACAUCCAGGCACGGCGGGAGUGGUCGACGCUGUCUUGCGAAAGCUGCAGUCCGCCAGUGGAGUUCUGUUUCACGUUCGACGAUCGUGCAGGAUAUGCAUGGCAUUUGACCGGCUGUUGUGUGGGGCUCGAGGAGUGUCCUGGACUCUGGAGGGGUGCAGGCGUUGCCAUGCUCGUGCCUGCAUGCUGUCCUCCGCAUCGAAGACGUCGGACUCUUCGAAUGAUGCGCUCUCGCAGACCUCAAUAUCCGAGAGUUGAUAAACUGCAUCCAAGCAUUCUUAAGAGCUACCGGGAAGACAGCUGCUGGACGGACUGGGAAAUAAAUGAAAUGCUUCGGCCUGCCUCGGACUCGGAGAUUAUCUUUCGGGUGCGAACAGGUCUUCAGCACGUGAAUAAUCCAGAGCUUCGGCGACGGCUAAACUUGGAUGCCGUGGAGUGGGAAGCUUUCAACGAUGCUGUUCGCGUUCAGAGAACCCUGGGUUUGAGCAAGGACUCCGCGGAUCAUUGGUACUGCUGUUCUUGGAAGGCUACACACACGCCGGAGGACGAGAUGGUCCUUGCCAACCUUCUCUCGAACGGAACUGUACGACGACUCGUGAGCAGAGGCUUUCUUUAUGUCCAGAAUCCAAGCGAACGCGAAAGGCUGGAAUUGGAUGAGGUGGAAGAUCUUGCACGGCAACGCGCCAAGCGCGUGCUCCACAAGUGGGGUCAUUUGCCAUGGACUCGUGAUUAA
This is a messenger RNA of Symbiodinium sp. CCMP2592, 1824 nucleotides long. The record is from the annotation of a GenBank genome assembly. NCBI's taxonomy places the organism in Eukaryota, Dinophyceae, Suessiales, Symbiodiniaceae.